AUGGGCAAAGGAGGUCCUAGGAAGCCGAGAGGCAAAAUGUCCUCUUAUGCAUUCUUUGUGCAAACUUGCCGGGAGGAACACAAGAAGAAGCACCCGGAUGCUUCUGUCAACUUCUCAGAGUUCUUCAAGAAGUGCUCAGAAAGGUGGAAGACCAUGUCUGCUAAAGAAAAGGGGAAAUUUGAAGACAUGGCCAAGGCUGACAAGGCUCGUUAUGAAAGAGAAAUGAAAACCUACAUCCCCCCCUCCAAAGGGGAGACCAAAAAGAAGUUCAAGGACCCCAAUGCACCCAUGAGGCCUCCUUCGGCCUUCUUCUUGUUCUGUUCUGAGUAUCGCCCCCAAAUCAAAGGAGAACACCCUGAUUUAUCCAUUGGUGAUGCUGCAAAGAAACUGGGAGAGAUGUGGAACAACACGGCUGCAGAUGACAAGCAGCCCUAUGAAAAGAAGGCUGCCAAGCUGAAGGAGAAGUACGAAAAGGAUAUUGCUGCCUACAGAGCUAAAGGAAAACCCCAUGCAGCGAAAAAGGGGGUGGUCAAGGCGGAAAAGAGCAAGAAAAAGAAGGAAGAGGAAGAUGAUGAGGAAGACGAGGAGGAAGAAGAGGAGGAGGAAGAAGAGGAAGACGAAGAUGAGGAAGAAGAAGAUGAUGAUGAAUAAGUUGGUUCUAGCGCAGUUUCUUUUCUUGUCUAUAAA
Molecule: messenger RNA, 687 nt
Organism: Chionomys nivalis (European snow vole)
Lineage: Eukaryota; Metazoa; Chordata; Mammalia; Rodentia; Cricetidae
Product: high mobility group protein B1-like
Exons: 1
Coding region: 1-651 (216 amino acids)
Biological process (GO): regulation of transcription by RNA polymerase II
Molecular function (GO): DNA binding, bending
Source: RefSeq, a predicted model, not a curated record